AUUCGUCUGAUUUUACAGAUACAUUAACAAUCCAAGCGUUAAUAGGAGCGGAAAUAUAAUGGAACCCUCCGAUGCCGGAUCCCCUUUCGACAGGCUGUCUCCAGAGCUCAUUUUCUUCAUUUUUGACCAUCUGAAUCUCGAAUCAUUGAAGGCAGUUUCGCUAACAUGUCACCGUUUGGAGGAAAUGUUUGCCGACUACAGUGCACGUCGGUUUGUGCUGAGCAGCCGCAAGAAAACCAACCGAAAAGAAGAUCUUCCGCCGCUGAGAAACGUUUUAGAAACCAUGGAAGAGGCAGUCACACUGCUGCAGCGUACAAAACGUGCCUACCGCCGCUUUCAUCUCGACGUGAGGUGUCACCCUAAGCCAAGCAGUCUCGAUGAUAUGCAAGCUGCCCACGACAAGCUACUCGCGACGCGCUUGAUACAGCAAUUGGUUGUGCUGAAGCUAGAUCUCGGGUAUGAAUUGCACAAAAUUGCCGUAAAACUUUCGGGUGUGGUGACUAAGAUGGAAAGUUUGCAAGUGUUGUACAUCGGACAUGAAGCUACGGAUAAUCCGUACCCGUUUAGUCAGCUGAGCCUUGUCAACCGUUCACUGCAAAAGCUGUUGCUGAGCAACGUUUGGCCCGGCAGGAUCGAUUGCCCCAAAAUGGGGAGCCUGAACGUUUCGGUGUUAGAAAUAGAUCUGGGGUCCAUCAUUGGUAAGCAGUAUGUACAGCACGGUGGCCAGGAACCGUACUGGAAGCUGAAGCAGCUGUCAGAGCUGGUAAUUCAGACACUAUCGAAGCAUCGCUCACUUUCCCUGCUCGUGAGAACCAAUUCAACGUAUGGGAGUCAGUUUUAUCGGCAGCUGACACAGCUUACGAUAUUACAAGUUCACCCUCUGUUGGUGACAGAUGAGACGCUGCAGGCCAUUGGCGAAACGUGCGUACAGCUGGAGCGCCUGUCGCUCUCGUAUCUGCGCAUGAUAAACCCGGCAUCCUUCCACCACCUCUCCAACCUAACGAACCUGCGACAUUUGGCAAUUAAGGACAGCAACAAAAUGUUAUCGUUCGCUGGCUUUCGCAUGCCACUACUGGAAAGACUUGAGUUGGGAGACGCCACACAAAUUGAUUGGCCAUCGUUGGCGCAGUUUGCAUCGAUAGAAUGUCUCCUGAUUAGAUGUGAUUCCUCACAGCUGAACGGACUGUGUGAUCUGUUUGCUGAACGCAUGCGCCGGCUACACACGCUAUGGCUCAAGUGUUACUCCUAUUCAGAUCGGCCGCGUUAUCGAGAGCUAGCUGCUGCACUUCCCAAACUGCCUGCGCUGGAAACGCUCGUGCUAGAAACUUCUGUAUAUUCGAACUGUUUUAUUUUUCUCAAAACAAUCGAACCGAUGCUUCGGCUGACUCGACUAAUUAUAUGCUCUUUUCCUUCUCGGCGGCAUGACAUUGGCCAACAGGUUGCAACACUGUUACCCAACGUUCCGAAUAUCGAAAUUCGUGACUUACAUGAUGUGUACGAAGUAAGAAAAAGUUUGAAAUUUGUAACGAUGGAUUAGAUUUGUAACGAUGGAGCUAAGGCUCCAAUUGGAACUUUUAGUGCCUUUAGUAGGUUUAUUCAAUAUUAGUAGGCGUUAGUAGGCGGAUUUAGAAUAUCAGGGGCGCUAAGCGGUACGACGAAUGGAGGCCCCUAUAGAUGAUGAUAGAGCAAAGGGGAGGGUCAGACUAUCGAUCUACGGGGCCCCUACAUCGACGGGCUCCAGACGGCCGCUAAGUCCGCCCACCGUUAGAUCCGCCGCUUAACUUUAUCUCUUUAUCUUUAUCUUUAUUUAAACUUUAUCUCUAAUCAAAGCUCAUUAAACGAUCACAUAUGGGUUUGAGAAAUUUAAACGCCAUUAACAACUUACCAAUCAAUAACAACUGCUAUAUGAAACUAUAUCAACAAUGUUACUUAACAAUUAUAAAUAUUGAAUAAUAAUUACUCAAUAAAUAAUU
Messenger RNA from Anopheles coluzzii, 1973 nucleotides. RefSeq lists its product as uncharacterized. The record is from RefSeq and is a predicted model, not a curated record. NCBI's taxonomy places the organism in Eukaryota, Metazoa, Arthropoda, Insecta, Diptera, Culicidae. The coding region runs from base 59 to 1537 and encodes 492 amino acids. Gene Ontology annotation, molecular function: protein binding. The transcript has 2 exons.